This is a messenger RNA of Alosa sapidissima (American shad), 2857 nucleotides long. RefSeq names its product AKT1 substrate 1 (proline-rich) (gene akt1s1). The transcript has 6 exons. Lineage: Eukaryota; Metazoa; Chordata; Actinopteri; Clupeiformes; Clupeidae. Gene Ontology annotation, cellular component: cytoplasm. The record is from RefSeq and is a predicted model, not a curated record. Gene Ontology annotation, biological process: neurotrophin TRK receptor signaling pathway; negative regulation of TOR signaling; negative regulation of protein kinase activity. Bases 669 to 1730 code for a protein of 353 amino acids.
CGUGGGGGAAGACUGUAAACAGCGCCAUGCACGCAGCGACGUCGGAGUCUAGGGGAGAGCUGCAUGAAGAGAGGGAGAGAUAGACAAAGAGGGAUAAAGAAAUUAAGUUGGAGAUCGUAGGAAGUGUGUGACAGUCAUAGGAGGAACCUGAAUGUGUAACAUCCGCAAGUGACAUCCUCCCGUCUCUCCCCUAGUACUCUCGUGCACGUAGACACACUUAGCUCAACAUAUCCACCACCAGCCACUCCGUGCCUACUGUAGUUGUGGUGUCCUUAAAGGUUGUCACUCCCAUAACCAAAGAAAAACCUACGUUUAAGUAAGCUGACCACUUGGCAUUCAAGACAAAGCAGUAUUAUCUUAGCUCUAAGCUCUCAGCUCUCACCACAAGUUAGUAUUCACCUACAUAAGGCAAUUCAAACAGUCAGUCAGUCAUUUAACCUAGCAGUUCAUUUUACAGUAGCUUACCAACAUCGCAAGAUAUUGUCAGUGGCACCUACAGAUAGACAUUCUUUGGAAGUUCCCAGACAUUAUAAUUCUGUUGCAUAGGACACCAUACACUGUGAGUCACCAGCCGACCAAUUAAACAUUGCCACACAUUCCUUUAAAGCCCUCACCACUGACAGAACGAGUGAACACCUCAGAGCCACUGGCUGCCUCUCACGUCCACCAUGGCCUCUAUGACCCAAUGCUCCAACCCCGAGAUCCCCGACAAUCACAAGGAGAGCUGGCUGGCGCUCCUGGCUGCAGCAGAGGCCUACAGCCAGAAGUCGGGCUGCGACCUAGCCAUCCUGACCGCCUACAAGAAGUUCCACCCGAGUGUGGUGGAGGGGGACGGCACCAGGAAGCUGGGCACUGGAGGCCUGGCCCCGACCAGCAGGAGGUGGGACUUCUCCUACCACGUGUGGGGUCAGGGUGCACUGGCCGAGGCCUCGCGGCGGUACAUGGACGACAUUGCCGUGCUGCACUCCACCUCGCUGCUGACGGCGCAGCGGCACACGCAUCUGUCCGCUGGAGACAGCAGGGCAAAACUGGGUGUGGACAUCUCUGACACAGGAUCAAGAACGACUGGGGACAGCGGCGUGGGAACAGUCAGCCCCAACACACGGCUCUAUUCGCAGAGCUACCCGUCAAUCUACAGCUCGGGAGCCGUCGUUGGUCAGACUGGGCCUCAGCAUGGAAAUGGAGAGAGGGAGAGAGAGAGGGUGGGACUGGAGGAGGCAGAAAGAGAAAGAGAGAUAGCCGGAAUUGUGGACCUGGAGGAAGAGGGGGAGGAGGAUGAGGAAGAAGAUGACAUGGAAGGAAGGGGACGGAAUUUGAACGAAUCUGCAGGAGUGUUCUCCAUGGAUGAGGAUUCUCUGUCCAGGGAUUGUGAGCCAUUCUUUGAGUCAGAUGGUGAGGAGGAAAGCACUGAUGGGUCUCUAAGUGAAGAGGCGCCCCCUCCCUCCCGGUGCAUGCCUGUGGGCCACGGCCUGAUGGCGUCUCGGCCCCCUCCCCACCCCAUGGCUCUGGCCCGCUCGCUCCCAGUCUCGGUGCCUGUGUGGGGCUGCAGGGGCAGCAGGGCAGCCCCAGGGGAGAACCACAGCGGUGAACGAGCUGGUUGUGCUGACCUAGACCAUAUUGCUGCCAGUAUGAAGGCACUACUGGCUCCAGGGGCAACCGACGGCACAGAGAUGUUUGGAGCACUGCCCCGUCCUCGCCUCAACACUGGCGACUUCUCUCUCAAACACUGAGAAACCCAGUGGUUGUGUGUGUGUGUGUGUGUGUGUCUGUGUGUCUGUGUCUGAGUGUGUGUGAGAUGAUGAUGGAUAGAUGAGAGAGAGAGAGAGAGCGAGAAAGCAAGUGUGACUGGACAAGAGCAAUGCACGGAGGUUUGUGUUUAUGGGAGUGGAGAAGAAUGAGCGAGUGUUUUUAAAGAGCGAUGUCAGGAGUUUAAAGAGGAGAAGGAAGAGAUAAGACAAGACAAGACAGGCUGAAAAUAUGAAAUUAGUGCUUACUGGUGGACGAUGCCACCUGGAUGGAGAGGUGGGAAGCUGUGACAUACUUAAACCACAUAAACACUAACCAAGAGAACAUACACCAGUAUACCACUAACUAAACACUGCAGGCCCCUGCAUGCAGGCUAUGACACUAAUGUGACCGCUCACACACUACACACUGUGACAAAAAAAAGAAGAAAAAAAAAAAACACAAACCGACGCUGCAUUAAUGCAACACUAACCACCAUGAUACACGGCCUAGGCCUAGAGGCAAAGCGCGGGGCUUUAUGUAUGGUGCUGCACGAAACACAUUUGAAUUCUCACACCAGCACGCACAUGAACACACAUCCACACACACACACACACACACACACAGACACACACAUAUGCGCACAGACACACACACAUGUUUAAAAGAUUUGUGUUUUGACGUGACGCAGACAAUACAGAUUGUGGAUCAGUGCUUUUUUUUCAGUGGCUGAGCUCCAUUUCGGAAACCAAGAGAGAAGGGCUUUGCUGACCCACAUAGUUCAAGGGUAAAUCAAAAUGUGAUUGUAGGCUGCUCCCCCUCAAAGGAGCUUUUUGAUAUUUAAAAAGCUGAGGCCUGGCCCAGGGAUACAAAGCAGCUUUGUUAACAUAAUUUUUAACCGAGUGAUUGACCAGCACAGUUAGUUAGCAGACAGAAUUGUAUGAUUCUGUGACAUAAAAAAGCAAUGAUAAUUUGUAAUUAUAAUAAAACCAUGACUAUAAAAGAUUUCGGUGGACAUUGGUGAUUAUCAAUAACACUACGAAUUUCAAAUUGAAGUGCAGUCCAUCUGCAUUAUUCCAAACUGUUCGGUGUGUUAUACCCAUGUGUUUUGAAUAAACCAGUCAUUCUUGAA